Messenger RNA from Lachancea fermentati, 618 nucleotides. Lineage: Eukaryota; Fungi; Ascomycota; Saccharomycetes; Saccharomycetales; Saccharomycetaceae. The record is from the annotation of a GenBank genome assembly.
AUGAAUUCCUCGUAUGACGUAGCAGACUAUGUGGAGGCUCCAAAGGAUGUUUCCAGCUUAGAGUUUAAAGAUGAGAAGCAGCAAGCUAGGUUUGAACUAGGUGUUUCGAUGAUGGUAUACAAAUGGGAUGCAUUGGACAUCGCCGUUGCGAACAGCUGGGGUGGUCCAGACUCAGCUGAGAAGAGAGAUUGGAUUACUGGUGUCAUUGUAGAUCUUUUUAAAACAGGAAAGAUAGUAGAUGUUGGGUUAAUCGAAGAAACGCUGCUGUAUGCAAUGGUCGAUGAGUUCGAUACCAAUGUCGAAGAUGACUCGGCUUUACCCAUAGCUGCCGGUAUCGUGAGGCUGUAUAGAGAGUGCGAUGCUUUGAAUUAUUCGAACGUUGAACGUCUUUAUGUGGAAUGGCAAGAAAAGCAGGCCAGAAAAACUGACGCUCGAAUUGUGGAGGUCAAAGAAGACCCCAUGAACCCUGACGUCUCCGACAGUGAAGAUGAUGAGCAAGAAGAAGUGCCUAUGCUUGCUGAAGAUGUUGAAAUGGAUAUUGAUGAGCCAAAUAAACCUGAAACAAUCAUAGAUGAGGACGGAUUCGAAUUAGUGACAAAAAAAGGGAGAAGACGUUAG